This is a messenger RNA of Ruditapes philippinarum (Manila clam), 1768 nucleotides long. RefSeq names its product tripartite motif-containing protein 3-like. Gene Ontology annotation, molecular function: protein binding. The record is from RefSeq and is a predicted model, not a curated record. Gene Ontology annotation, cellular component: extracellular region. The transcript is spliced from 2 exons. Bases 80 to 1327 code for a protein of 415 amino acids. NCBI's taxonomy places the organism in Eukaryota, Metazoa, Mollusca, Bivalvia, Venerida, Veneridae.
GUUCAAAUCAUAGUCAUAUGAGAGGAGUUCAUAAAUAAUGUAUAAAAUACUUAACUAAUAUACGGAAGUGUUGUCUUAAAUGGCGACUGAAAAUAUUGUUGAUCGGAUACAGGACUCGUUUUUGUCGUGUACGAUAUGUUUUCAGCCAUAUAAUAAACCGAAGGCAUUGCCGUGUCUUCAUACGUUCUGUGAGGGCUGUUUGAGGGAUUAUGUGACGUCAAGAUUCGAGGAUACAGGACAGUUUCCGUGUCCAUUAUGUCGCCAGACUAUAUUCGUACCCCAUGGUGGAGUUUCAUCCUUCCCUGACAACCAUUUUAUUGUUGGUCUCGGGGAUACCGUAAGUACAUAUGAUGUUCGUGGAAAGUUACAGCGCAAUCACGAAUCCACCCCAUUGCUAUCUGGCACAAAAACCGAACACUUUGCACCAGAGACGUCAAAUAAGCUAAUCCGAAGAUUUGGUAACUAUGGCACCCAGUCGCACGAGUUUAUUCAAGUUACAGGAAUAACUGUCUCACCCGUUACUGAUGAUAUAUUUUUAUCUGAUUCAGUCUUGAAUAAAAUUUCAACAUUCUCAUCAUCUGGGAUAUUUCGUGGUAGCUUUCAAUGUGACUGUUCUGUGAGAGAUAUUGAAAUAACACGUGGAGGAACAAUACUUGCUUCUGUUAGUCGAUCUGGAAACGCCAUUCUACGUGAAUAUACCACGGACGGACGGAUCCUCGCUUUUCAUGGAACAUUUUAUAGUCAGGAAAAUCCAUUUGGUGUUGCACUGUCGAAGUCAAAUUAUGCAGUGAUAACAGGACUACGUCAAAAUUGUGUCCAUGUGCUCACACAAAAGCGAAAACCUUCCGUAAGGUUUGGUUCCCGAGGUAAAGGCACGCACCAUUUCACGUCACCGUAUUAUGUCACCGUCAACAACAAGGACGAAAUUGUGGUGGCUGACACUGGUAACCACAGAGUUAAAGUCCAUAAACUAGACGGUAGUUUUAUUCAUGCAUUUGGAAAGCAUGGGUCAAAGCAAGGAGAGCUGUUUUAUCCGAUGGGAAUUUGUGUAGACAAAUAUGAUAAUAUAUACGUUGCCGAUGCUAACAAUUAUCGUGUUCAAGCUUUUAGUCCGGAUGGAGAAUUUUUAGGGUACCCAGUUAAGGACACCUUCGAGUACGGCAUGGACGUGAAGCCUGCGAAUGUUAGGUUCAGUGAAGACAACGUCCUGCUGGUAGUACUUUCAGGCUCAAAGUUUUGUCAGAUCCAUACAUACUUGUGGGAUGUGGAAAAGCACAAACCUCGUCCGAAAUCUAGUUAUUUAGAUUUAUUUUUGUGUUGCAAGUAAUACGUUUAGUAGAGUAAAUGUUACAAGUGAUUUUUCAAACUGCUGACACUCUUUAAGAGCAACAAACUAUAUAUAAACAAAGCAUUUGAGAUUUUAUUUUCAUUUUUAUGUUAGGCCUACUGCUUUUUUUAAUUACACCAUGUUUAUGAAAUGUUAAUUUAUUUUUGAAAAGUUUAGAAUGUUUGUUUAAAACCUUAUGACCGGAAUGCAUAUUUCCGCUGGCCUCGUGGGGUUAUGAGAACUUCAGAGUACAGUCUCGAAUCUAAGAUAUUUCACUGGUCAACAUUCUUUUCCGGUUUCUAACCAAUCAAAUACCUAAAAUAUGAGUUUGAUUAUCUUCAGAUUAUCUUUGACCUUGGUUCUUUCAUUUUGUAAGUACAUAAUUAUAUAACAUCUUCGUUCAUGUAACUACACCCUUUAUACUAGGUUAUUAUAUGAUCU